This is a messenger RNA of Owenia fusiformis, 656 nucleotides long. Lineage: Eukaryota; Metazoa; Annelida; Polychaeta; Sabellida; Oweniidae. The record is from the annotation of a GenBank genome assembly.
UCUACCAGAUGGAUCAUAUAACUUGAGUACAACAUACAAGUUCUGCUGUCGAGACGAUGCCUUCGAUUCACGACCAGAUUGGCCAAUUGUUCUUUCAAAUAGGUCCCCGUUCUACCUUUUUAAAAUGAAGAGCAAAUGCCAAGCAAUCAAGGGAAUGGACGUUCAAGAAGAUCAAAUAUCCUUUGAUGAGAGGGAUGAACCAAAUGAUCAGGGUGAAGAUGGCAUGGCGCCGUAUGACCCUUACGAAGGUGGUAGAUCAGCUUUCCAUUUAUGUUAUUACAUACCUAUCAGAUAUGGUUGUAAUCAGAUGAUAACGCUAGACUGUUCAAACCCAAUUGAAGUUAUAACAACGCCCAAUUUUCCUGGUAAUUAUAAUCCCAAUCAGGAAUGCAAUUGGUUCGUUAAGGCACCAGAGGGAGCAUUCGUAAACCUUCACUUCACAACAUUAAAGAUUGAUGGCACUUUAGUUGAGAAGGAGCAUACUUGUAAAGACUAUGUUGAAAUCAGACAGAGCAUGAUUGGUCAGAAUGGUAUCAAAUUCAGAUAUUGACCCAUACUACAAGGCAUCAAGUUUGGGGCAAUCAUACAGAGGUCCUAUGAGUAUGACACAUGACUACAUGCCAUGUAUGAACUGGUUGGAUGUACAACACUGCAAU